AGCAUGCCCUGACAUUGGUUGAGAUGGAGUUUCUUGAUUUUUUUUUUCUACACUAGAACUUUGAUCACUCAAUGUUUCCCUCCCAACCAACAACUAGGAUUACAGGUUUAAGCCAUCAUACUUUUCUUAAAAAUCUGUAUUCUUGAUGCCAUCUGCUGAGAUUAUCAACAGAUAAUCAACAAGAUUCGGAUAUGGAGCAACUUGCUGGAUGGAAGUGAGCUGUUUUAAAGCAUUUAUUACUUUCCAAAAGUCAUCUUGAAAUACGAAGGUCCAAAAGAAAGAGGCAACAAGCUGUACUUAAAAAUCCAAUAAAAGGUGUGAAGAAUUGCACCAGCUGAGUGAUUUAAAAGCUCAACUGUGACAUCAACUAACUUCUGGCCCUUAGGUGACAUACUGACCACUUUGAGCCACUGUCAUUCUGUAGAUUAAUGUUAGCAAAUGUAGAGAUUUGGAAAUGGAAAGGAUCAGACCCUCAAGAUCAUUUGGUCCACCUGCCUUCAAGGCGGCAUCUUGCUGCCAUGUGCUUUUGAUGGAGGUGGCCAGGCAUUGUUGGUUCCAAUCACUUCCAGCCAUGGAGAAAUCAUUAUCUCUGUAUUAAGACUGUGAUGUACUUCUGCAUGAAUCUCCCCCUUCAUAUCUGUGGCCCUGGCCAGGCUGCCUUCUGUCCACUGGAGUUAGCAAGUCCUUAAACUGUUCCCCCAUGACAGCCCUUCAGCUAUGACCACCUAGAGCUCCAUUCUCCCCGGUAUUCUGUCCUGUCUCCACUUCUGCAGUUCGUUAUGUCCCCAGUUUCCUCUAGGGACACUUCGAUUUUCUUUGCACUUGCCUGGAUUUAGCCUCUCCUUUAAAACUUGCUAUUUCAGCACCUGUGCGCUGGCGACUAGCCCUCCGAAUGCUUCUUUAGCCAUCCAACAGCUAAGCAGUGUUCCACUUUACUUUUGGACAGUCCCAUCCACCAGACACAACCUUUGUCCCCAAACACCACAUUCACUUUACACAAACUUGUUGACCUCACACCUAAAUCAACUUUUCUUAAAUCCUCAUCUGAACAAAUAAACAUUCCUUGUGAUCGGCGGAUAUCCCGAAAGGCGUCAGGAAGGGCGGGCUUGGGCAGCGCUGGCUCAGCUAGCCCGCCAUCAGGGCCUCUGAUUUGAUUUCCUCUUUCUCUUCUGAAUUUAAGAAGUGAGACAAAAAAGCAAUUCCUGUUAAUCUCUCCGACAACGCCGGAGGCUCGAGACUCAGGAAGUUGGGUUUCACCCGAGUAACAAAGAAGUGGACCACCCACAUCAGGACCUCAGGAGGGCAGGUGGCUUGUAGGCUCUGCAGGAGGUCCCAGGGGCCACGCUGCCUAUCGCUCGCUCUGCCGGGGCCGCGCAGCGUCUUCCAUGUCCCCGACGUGUCGGGCUGCUAGUCUGCGGAAGGCAGCGGAGGACUUGGGGUGCCCCGUGCCACGCUAACUCAGACGCGCGCCCCCGCGGGCACCGAACGCCCCAACACCUGCGCGGGUCGCCGCGGACGCCAGCUGCGAUCGUGCGCCCUCGAGGGGCUGCGGGGAGCCCAGGAUGGCUCCGGGCGGGGCAGUGGCCGGGCUCCUGCUGCUGACGGCCACGGGGCUCGGAGGGGCGGCCGAGGGGACCGGGCUGGCGUUCAGCGAGGAUGUGCUGAGCUUGUUCGGGGCUAAUCGGAGCCUGUCGGCGCCGCAGCUCGGGCUCCUGCUGGAGCAGCUAGGAGCUGCGCCCCACAGGGGCGCCUUGGAGCUGGGCCACCUGCACUUCAACCAGUGUUUAUCUGCAGAAGAGAUCUUUUCUCUUCAUGGCUUUUCAAACACCACCCCAAUCACCAGCUCAAACUUCUCAGCCAUCUGCCCAGCAGUAUUGCAGCAGUUGAAUUUCCACCCCUGUGAUGCUAGGCUCAAGGGGAAAACCAAACCAAGCCUUUCAGAAGUUUGGGGCUACGGCUUCCUGUCGGUGACAAUAAUUAACUUGGCAUCUCUCCUUGGAUUGGUUUUGACUCCGUUGAUAAAGAAGUCAUAUUUCCCCAAAAUUUUGACCUAUUUUGUGGGACUGGCUAUAGGGACUCUAUUUUCUAAUGCGAUUUUCCAACUGAUCCCAGAGGCAUUUGGAUUUAAUCCCAAAAGUGACAACUAUGUUGAGAAGGCGGUUGCUGUCUUUGGUGGGUUUUACCUACUUUUCUUUUUUGAAAGAACACUCAAGAUGUUACUGAAGACAUACGGUCAGAAUGAUCAUACUCACUUUAGAAAUGAUGACUUUGGUCCUCAAGAAAAAACACAUCAACCUAAAGCGCUGCCUGUAGUCAAUGGUGUGACGUGCUAUGCCAACCCCGCUGUCACAGAGCCUAAUGGACACAUCCAUUUUGAUAGUGUCAGUGUCGUGUCUCUCCAGGAUGGAAAAAAGGAGUCAAGCUCAUGCACCUGUUUGAAGGGGCCCAAGUUGUCAGAAAUCGGGACAAUUGCCUGGAUGAUAACACUCAGUGAUGCACUUCACAACUUCAUCGACGGCCUGGCGAUUGGAGCCUCCUGCACGCUGUCGCUUCUCCAGGGUCUCAGUACUUCUAUAGCAAUCCUGUGCGAGGAGUUUCCCCAUGAGCUAGGGGACUUUGUGAUCUUGCUCAAUGCAGGGAUGAGCACGCGGCAAGCCUUGUUGUUCAACUUCCUUUCUGCCUGUUCCUGCUACAUUGGGCUGGCAUUUGGCAUUUUGGUGGGCAACAAUUUUGCUCCAAAUAUUAUAUUUGCACUUGCUGGGGGCAUGUUCCUCUACAUUUCUCUGGCAGAUAUGUUUCCAGAGAUGAAUGAUAUGCUGAGAGAAAAGGUAACUGGAAGGAAAAAGGAUUUCACCUUCUUCAUGAUUCAGAACGCUGGGAUGUUAACUGGCUUCACGGCCAUUCUGCUCAUUACCUUGUACGCAGGAGAGAUCGACCUGGAGUGAUAGCAAACCCAAGAUGGUCUUGCUCAUGAAGGCAUUUCAGAAAUUGCAAGGAAACAUCUCCAAAGGGAUUGUUAAACUUACCCUAUUUAGUUAAAAGAUAAUUUUUGUUUUCAAGAUAGUCAAAUUACCACUUGCAGAUCCAGAAAACAGACCGUUAUUUGUGGUUUAAAAUGUUUCAAAAUGUUUUUUGGUUCCAGUCUGAAAUACUUGGUAUAUGGGUCUUUUGUAAAAAUCUAUUUUUCAGUGUUUUAUGACUAUAUUAAAAUCAUCAUGUGGCAAGUUACAUGCAUUCUAUAGUUAUGCAGACACCUAGACCAAGAGAAAAAUACAAGAUACAUCAUGUAUAGGUCACAUAAGGCUUUAAUAGUAGGAUAGAAGUUUCAGCUGGCUACAGAAUGGUUUUCUUGCUAUUAAUUUGUUCUCAAGCAUUCAAGAGCAGGUACAGUCCAAAAUGAAGAGAAUGAAAAUAUUUUCAGCACAGACACAAAUGAUUCCAAGGUCUCAUUAUUAUUAUUAUUAUUUGAUUUGUUUUGUUUUGGUAGGUUGUGGUGCUUGAACUCUAGGCCUGGGCAUUAUCUCUGAGUUCUUCAGCUCAAGGCUAGCACUGUACCACUUGAGCCACAGUGCCAC
Messenger RNA from Perognathus longimembris pacificus (Pacific pocket mouse), 3575 nucleotides. It is a transcript of the gene Slc39a8, whose product is annotated as solute carrier family 39 member 8. The record is from RefSeq and is a predicted model, not a curated record. Gene Ontology annotation, biological process: zinc ion import across plasma membrane; intracellular zinc ion homeostasis. Gene Ontology annotation, molecular function: zinc ion transmembrane transporter activity. Gene Ontology annotation, cellular component: membrane. The transcript has 9 exons. The coding region runs from base 1563 to 2945 and encodes 460 amino acids. Lineage: Eukaryota; Metazoa; Chordata; Mammalia; Rodentia; Heteromyidae.